This is a messenger RNA of Hipposideros armiger (great roundleaf bat), 334 nucleotides long. Its product is annotated as lipoma HMGIC fusion partner-like 1 protein. The record is from RefSeq and is a predicted model, not a curated record. Gene Ontology annotation, cellular component: membrane. Lineage: Eukaryota; Metazoa; Chordata; Mammalia; Chiroptera; Hipposideridae.
UCCCUUGCUACUGCUGUGGCCAGUUCUACCAGUUAUUUUCUGCCUUACUGGUUCUUUGGAUCCCAGUUGGGGAAGCCAGUGUCACUCAGCACUUUCCGAAGGUGCAACUAUCCUGUGCAGGAAGAGGGGCACAGCCUGAUUAUGGUGGAAGAGUAUGGGCACUAUGCCAGCUUCAGUGAUCCCAGCCUCGCCUGGCAGAUGUGCAUGGUGGUGACAGGUGCUGGCUGUGCUCUGGUGCUCCUGAUGGCUCUGGCUGCUCUCCUGGGCUGCUGCAUGGUGGAGCUCAUCUCCAGAAUGAUGGGACGUUACAUGGGAGCAGCACAGUUUGUGGGAG